AUGGACCCAUCUGCAGAUGAUUCAUUGUUGAAAGAAGAAACAAUUUUGAAUUUAAAUAAGCAAGCCCUCGAAAACUUGCACAACCCAAGCACCGCUUUAUCAAAUCUGCAACAAGCAGAACGAAUUUUGCUUGAAAAUGCAUCACAAAAUCUUAAAAACCGUUUAAAGCUAAUGGCUUUAACAUUUAAUAACUUUGCCUGCUACUAUAAGCGAAUGAAUCAGCCUAACGUGGCUCUGCUAUAUUUAAACCAAGCGUCAAAGCUGGAAUAUCAAACUUUAUCAAGCCCAAUUGACCUGGCAUCGACACAACUUAAUUUAUGUGCAAUAAACUCACAAUUAGGCAGACAUGCAGCAGCACUUGAAAAUGCUAAACAAGCAAUAAAGUUCUUUAGCCAGGUUAAUGAAAACGAGCUCAGCAGCAACGAAAUUAGUAAAAUUGUUGCUGCUUAUUUUAAUGCUGGCACUGAAUUUGAAUAUACUUAUAACCUUGAAGAAGCUUUUGAGCAUAUGCAGAAAGGAUUUGAACUGGGAAAAAAAUAUUUGCAUUUGAAUCACCCUUUAGUGAAAAAUAUAUGCAAAAGUUUAAAUAAUCUGAAGGAAAGAAAAGAAAGACUUAAAUUGUUGGCUGAUGAAAGGAAAUCUGAAAGAAAAAUGCAAAAAAUUAUAUCUCAAAGCAUUAGCCCUCCUCCAUUAAAUAGGAAUACUGGAGGAUUAUCAAAAAAAUCCACCUCAAAAAGGCAUUUUGCAUCAUUUGGCCAAACAAUGGUUUCGCCUAAGUAUAACCCUUUGAAACUACCGAUUACUAUGACAAUGAGACAUGAUAGGCUAAUAAAGAGAGAUAUUGACGUUGGAUUGAAGGUAUAUCUUAUGGAUAAUGAUUCAAAGCAUAGAACUCCACAUAACGUAAGAAGCAUCGAAUAA
Molecule: messenger RNA, 921 nt
Organism: Blepharisma stoltei
Lineage: Eukaryota; Ciliophora; Heterotrichea; Heterotrichida; Blepharismidae
Source: the annotation of a GenBank genome assembly